UUUCGAAAACGUGGGCUGUUUAAUGCCUGGGGAGCCUUAUUAGGAAAUGUUUGCAGGAGUUGGGAGCAGGCGGGACAUCGGUUUUUGUGCGUGUGCAUGUGGCUGAAAGCGGGGUGGGGGGCGGAGGAGGUAAUCAGAGGCGGCAGCAGCCAGCAGCCCUUCUGCACGGACUGCUCGCAGUUUUGACAACAAGCGUUGGUGACCUGCAGCCAGUGGGAGGGGGAGACGAGGCGGGGAUGCGAUAGGAAAGGCUGGAGGUGCAGAGCGGAGAGCAGACCGGCGCGGCGUGAGAGAGACACAGAAGAUCACAUCGCUAACAACUUGUGAUCCAUAACACAGGCAGCGUCGCCUCAGACCUGAAAGAAACCCGAGGGGCGUGCGCACCUUUUGAAAGCGUGGAGCAGCUCAUUCGCGCGCUGUUGUGAAUGGCAGACUCCGUUGUCGUUGUCACAGGUGGAAUCCCCUCAAAACAUAAAAAGACCGAAGAAGCGUCCUUCGCAUUAUUUGGGUGGAUGACUAUUGCUAAUGCAAGAAAGGAGUCAUUACCAAAAAAAUAAUGAGUGCAUCUUUUCUAACUAUAGCUGAGCCAAGAUUUCUCAUAUUUUUUUCUGAUAAAGUUUCCUGGAUUUUUCUUUUUCUCACUACCUUAGAAAAAGGACACUUUGAUGAAUUUUCUCUGAAUUUUCUCCACUCCAUUUUUGUUUAUUUGUUUGUUAUUUAUGAGUGGUAACCACCAUUUUCUAAAUAAAAAAAGCUAGAGAACAACAGUGCUAAGGCAAUUUGGACACUGCAAAAUGGUGGCUAGGCUACUAAUACAAGUUGCCGCUUCUGCCACUUGCAGCAGCAGAAACAAAAAGAUAAAUCACCCUUAGGUUAAGUAAGAAGGAGCUAUACUAUUGCCUUUGCGGGGGGGGGGUGAGCCCCACCCCAAGGAAAAUGUAGGAUAACACAUCCACCCCCACUAUUUUGGCAAAAUGCUCCUCUCUUACUAAAAAUGAUCAGAUCUGGCAAAGCAUCAACCAGUUCAUAGAACUGUAAAAUUGGAAGGGAUCGCGGGGGUCACUUAGUCCAACCCCCUCCAAUGUAGAAUCACAACUAGAUCAUGCAUGGCAGAUGGCCAUCCAACUUCUGCUUAAAAGCUUCCAAUAAAUUAGAUUCCACCCACCACCUCUCAUGGGAGUCAGUGGAACACCAUUAUCAUAGAACUGAUAUGCACAAUAUAGUUCCCUGUCCCUCCAUCCCCCAUCCCCAUCAUACCUACAAUUCCUAUUAUAAAAAGUGGGCGGAAAACCAGGGAAAUAAAAGGUGAUUAAGCUGGUUCCAACACUUCUGCUUUUGCCUUCCGGGAGUUAAACAUAGUUGGAGUAAAUCUAUUAUCCACCUUUAGACUGGUUCUAAAUCCUUGUUUUAAAAAAAAGGAACACCGAUACUGGGAGACCAUCUGCUACUUCCCUUUCUAAUUGAACUCAGUGUUUGGUAUCUUCUUCUAAAAUAAAAGGAACAAUAUGCCUUAUUUGAUGGGCAAGAUAAUAAAGUUCUACAUUAGGAAGUCCCUCCACCCCCUCUCUCAAGGGGAGAUAUAGCUGCUUUCCUCUUCUCCUAGGACGUUUACUCAUAAAAAUAAUAUAAUUUAAUUGCCUGCAAGGAUUGCAGUUGCUUGGACUUAAUCCAAAUCAUAAGAGAAUAAUAGAGGGGAAAAGUAAGCUUAGGGAAAAAUCUUGUUUUCACUGUAGGCUGGUUUCUACAUACUCUCACAUAUUCCUCUCUGUUGUCCAUCCAGGCAGGCAAGAAGUCCAAGGACACAUUGGCACUCAAGGAGAGUGCAAAGCAGGGCCCCUGAGGGGUGUAGCUGGGGAGAGGCCCAAGGGCCAGAGAGAGAGGCUUGGAGGGCCACAUUUGGUCCCUGGCCCUGAGGUUCCACAUUCCUGUCCCAAGGGCUCAGUCAAUACAAGGUUCUUCACCACCCCAGUGUUUUCCUCUCCAUAUCAGUCGUCUGGCAUAGGUUAGGUUGAGAUACAUGACUGGUCAGUUUCAUAGAUGAAUGGGUUUGUAAACAUGAGUCUCCCUCGUCCAAGUCCAGCACUGACCACUACACCAUGAUGAUUACCAGACACUGAGAGAUUACCUUGCCUACAGCUCCUCCACGCCUCAUCAUUUAUCAUUUGUAUUGGGCAUUUGGCUGAUCACUAUAGGUGAAAGGAAAGGAAAGAAUCCCCACCUCCUUAUUUGCAUUACUGCAAAGUUUGCUUGAGCAUGUUGUAAAAGCAGUUAGAUGUGUAAACACUACAAACAGGAGAUAAGCCUCUAGAAAUAUUCCACUCAUGCUGUAACUUUUGUUUGUGUACAUAAGGCCAGGCGUUGAAUAUUUGUCCUUCGCUCUUUUAACUCAUGACAUCAUUCACAUGUGAGCCAAGGGCAACUUUGGAAGAGAAGCUCUAGACCCAGCCAUAUUUGUUCCAUAUGGUUUUGUGGGUAAAGAGCCAGUGUGGUGUAGUGGUUAAGAGCGGUAGAUACGUAAUCUGGGGAACCGGGUUCGUGUCUCUGCUCCUCCACAUGCAGCUGCUGGGUGACCUUGGGCUAGUCACACUUCUCUGAAGUCUCUCAGCCCCACUCACCUCACAGAGUGUUUGUUGUGGGGGAGGAAGGGAAAGGAGAAUGUUAGCCACUUUGAGACUCCUUCGGGUAGUGAUAAAGCGGGAUAUCAAAUCCAAACUCUUCUUCUUCUUCUAAAGGGGUUUUGAUGGAAGAACAUGCUACUUUUAUCACCAGGUACCAUACGGUACUGAAAAUGAACUGAAUCUGAAUUGUCAUGUCCCUCACACACGUUAAACCAAGCUUCCUGCUAAAAGUAUCAGUGCUGUAUUUCUUCCCUCCACCCACUUUUGUCAGGGAAUUGGAACGCGGGGGCAGAUGAGGCAAUAAACUGAAACCAGUAUAUUUUCUCCAGAAAUGAUCCAAAUAAUUUGAUUGCUGGGAUUUUAUCUGGUGAGGUGAUCCCCCCUUCCUGCAUUCAGAUUCCACACCCAGCCACAAGGAAACCUUUGGCAGCUGCCCAAGUGCCCCCCAAGGUUAGGGGGAAGUAUGCUGUGCAAUUGAUAAGCAGAUGGUAAGUCGCUUCCACAGGAGACAGUGAUGUUCACCGCUUCAAUGGCUUUAAAAGAGGAUCAUAUUCAUGGAGUGUAAGGCUACCACAAUGGCUGUGCUCUGCCUCCACUGUCAAAGGCAGAAAUGCUUCGGAAUUGCUGGAAACUGCUCAGGUCCUGCUUGCAGAUUUCCCCACAGGCAUCAGGUCGGCCACUCUGAGAACGGGAUGCUGUACUAGAUGGGUCAUAGGCCUGAUCCAGCGGGCUCUUCUUAUGUUCUUGUGUUAAGAAUUUCAUACCCACCUAUGCAGGUUCUGAGGCUGAAGAGCAGAACGGAAGAGCAACUCUGAACCUGAAAGAUGAAGAGGAAUUGGGUUGGAAUAGUAGAAGGCUUUUGUCCAUGGAGUUUUCUUGGCUGGGAUUCUAGAGUGGCUUGCCGGUUCCUGGUCCAGGUAGAUCACGUUUAGUCAGAACUCUCCACUAUGACCUGUCCGUCUUGGGUGGCCCUGCACGGCAUAGCUCAUAGCUUCUGUUAGUUAUUCAAGCCCCUUCACCAUGACAAGGCGGUGAUCCUCAACAAAGGUCUGUAUAGUUAAAGCUACUGUUUUCCCAGUACUGAUGUAUGGAAGUGAGAGCUGGACCAUAAAGAAGGCUGAUCGCCGAAGAAUUGAUGCUUUUGAAUUAUGGUGCUGGAGGAGACUCUUGGGAGUCCCAUGGACUGCAAGAAGACCAAACCUAUGCAUUCUUAAGGAAAUCAGCCCUGAGUGCUCACUGGAAGGACAGAUCGUGAAGCUGAGGCUCCAAUACUCUGGCCACCUCAUGAGAAGAGAAGACUGCUUGGAAAAGAUCCUGAUGUUGGGAAAGCUUGAGGGCACAAGGAGAAGGGGACAACAGAGGAUGAGAUGGUUGGACAGUGUUCUCAAAGCUCCUAACAGGAGUUUGACCAAACUGCGGGAGGCAGUGGAAGACAGGAGUGCCUGGCAUGCUCUGGUCCAUGGGGGUUAUGAAGAGUCGGACACGACUAAAUGAUUAAACAACAACAACAACAGUAGAAGGCUUAGACAGCCUAGGCUGGCUCAUUGUUUGAGCCAACAAACUACCUAGUCACAUACCUGGGAUAGAGGUGGAAGAGUAUAUAGUUGGAACUACCCUAGUUAGUCAGUUAAUUACGUUUGGAGUUGUUUUUUAAAAAAUGUUUUUAUUGUAAUGAUUCAGCUCCCCUCACCCUCCAAUUUCAGGGUUGUUGUGUUUGCAGAAGCAAACACACACAAAAAAGUGUUUAAUGGAAUCUUGCUUAAAAACUAACCACAUGCAUUUGAGAAAGUAGUUUCCACACAAAAACUUUAUGCUAUAAUAAAUCUGUUAGUCCUGAAACUGCCACAGGACUCUGUUGUUUACUCAUUGUGGAAGUACAGUACUGAAGGCACAGGAUGUGGGUCCUGGCUGUGGACCCUUAAUAUAUUAUGUUGCUCCUAACUAGUCACUUAUUGUUUUGAAAGCUAUAAACAUUUUUGAGACAGCUGCUACAGAGGCAUGUUUAGGAAGCAAAGUCCUGAUGGGCUUAUGCCUUGUUAAGGCACAUUCUUUGGCCUGAUGGUGAUACAGUGGUACCUCGGGUUAAGAACUUAAUUUGUUCUGGAGGUCUGUUCUUAACCUGAAACUGUUCUUAACCUGAAGCACCACUUUAGCUAAUGGGGCCUCCUGCUGCCACUGUGCCCCACUGCUGCACAAUUUCUGUUCUCAUCCUGAAGCAAAGUUCUUAACCCAAGGUACUAUUUUUGGGUUAGCGGAGUCUGUAACCUGAAGCAUCUGUAACCUGAAGCUUCUGUAACCCGAGGUACCACUGUACUUGCAAUUUUCCAAGCUUAUAGACUACAGACCCCAAGGAGAGUUUUCAAGCGGCUUCUGUAUGAAACAAAAAGCAGGAUAAAGUUACUGAGUGGAUGCGUUUAGGGAAGCAGAUGAUUGAAGCUGAACUGUAAAUACUGCAGUUCAGAGAUGAUUAUCAGAAGAUUAGGAACAGAGAUGCCUAAAAUGAGUUACAGUAAAAUCGAGCAAUGGAUAUGCGAGAAUGUUAAGGAAGUAGGAGAGGAUAUAUUGUUUUGAUAUUAUCCCUCCUUACUAAUACUCACGCCAGUGAGUAAACAGCAGAGCACAUUCCCUUUGCAACUUAUUGGAAGCAAGCUGAUGAUUCAUUAGAAUCCUUUAAUUAAGCAAUCCAGCCUGGCUUGUCCCUGGUAAGUUUCCCCUUUAUUUCCCUCUUAACAUAAUAAUAACACAACACAGUCUUCUUUAAAAGUAAGAACAAAGUUUUACUCACACUCAGCUUACAGCAGUAAUCUGAAAGCAGGCUUUAUCUUGUGGUUUCAGUGAAAAGAAGUCUGAGCUACAUCUCAGACUUUUUGCUUGUGGGUUCCAUCGCAUGUGAAGGUUGAGCCAUGCGCUGGCUAAGAGCCAGGAGAGCAAGAGUCCAAGAGUAAGGGGGAGAUGGUUGCGUGGCCAGCCCUUUCAUCUGGUCAGCUAGGGUCAUGCCCAUCUCCCUGAUCACACACAGGACAUCCUCCCUGUCUCCCUUGUCUGGAGCCACAUUCCUCUAUGGGUCCAUUUUAGGUAACAGGAAAAUGACUGCUCUAGUAAUAAUAACAUUCCACAGGAUAUGGAGUGGUGUGGAUGUGAAUUGAAGAUGUUUGUGCAGGGUCCUUUAACUACAGUUGCAAGAGCAAUGUCGAUUUAAGACUUCUUUGACACAGCCAUCUCUCACUCUCAGCUCUCAGCUCUCCUCCUCAUGGACCCACUCUCUGCCCGCACAAACCCCCACUCAGGUUCUCACUCUCCUCCUCCCACCAGACCCACCCUCUGCCUGCAUAGUUUGGGGAAGGAGGAAGAAGAGACUGAAUACAUGAAAAAGGCGUCAAAACAGGAUAGGUGACACUUUUCUCAAACAAAUGACCACGUUUUUCUAGGGACGGGUGGCAACCCUGGUUACACAUGACAAUACCACCCAGUGUUCUUAACUUCUGUGCAUAAAUACCCAACUAAGCAUCAAGGCCGUUGCUAACUGUUCUGGUACAUGUGUGAGCAUUUCCACUACUAAAGGUGUUUAUACCUCCGCCAAUGAGCAGCCCUGUAGGAUAUAAUGCCAUACAGUGUAUGGCACGUGUGACAAUUUUGCACAUUCUUUGUGUGUGCUGCAUUGCAUUGCAUUCUGUUGUGUCCUGUGUGGUGCUUGUGUUGUGGAGAAUACAUUAUCUAAUGUUUGCUUGUGUUCUGUCCUAUUAUAUUUUGUUCUGUUUGGCAUAUGUAUUGUCUUGUGUGUUAUUGAAGAAUAGCUCAGCUGGUAGAGCACGAGACUCUUAAUCUCAGGGUUGUGGGUUUGAGCCCUACAUUGGGGAAAAGAUUCCUUCAUUGCUGGGGGUUGGACUAGAUGACCCUCAUGGCCCUUUUCAACUCUACAAUUCUAUCUCUUAUACCUGCUUAAUUCUCACAUUGGAGUAAACAGGAUUUAGACUAUGCACGUUUAGUUGGGAGAAAGCCAUGGGCAUAGCCAUGGGGGUGGCAGGGAGGCAUCUGCCCACUCAGUCAAGUAAAUAAAUAAAAAUACGUACCUAACUAACUGACCAACUGCAUUGCAAAUAACUUGGUUCUGCCCCCCUCUAAAACAAAUCCUUGCUACGCCCAUGGAGAAAGCCCAAUCAAAUUAAAUGGGAGCUACUUCUGAAUAGAUCUCCAUAGGAAUGUGCUGGUAAGGAGUUUACUUUCACUGGCUCAUGCCCUAAACUUGUAUAUCUCUUCUAUUUUUUUAGACUCAAAAUGUUUCUUUUUGUCAUGUGUCAUGCUGGAGCACACCUGCAAUUUGGCCUCACAAAAUCUGAAGACAUUUCAGAACUACAGAGGAGAGCCUCUUCCUCUAGCUUACUAGCAGUAAAAAGGUUCUGAAAUGGCACUGCAUGUACAACCUUUUGUUUAUUAUGGGAACACUUUAAUCGCAAAUGAAGUCAAUUAUCUAAGCAGCUGGAGUUGAAAAUGUGAACAAUGGAAUAGUGACAUUCCUGGAUUUGCAUGUAAAAUGCUUGACUGGUAAUGAAGAGAUCAACUACAGUCAGGGUCAAAGAAUAUUAUUCUAGGCAUUCUACAUUUAAUCCACUAAAAGCAAAGAAACCUGGAAUACUCAGAUCUCCAGGAGCAAUUCACACAUUGCUUACAUUUAAAGUGCUUAGGACCCCUUUCUGUUAAGAUUCACUUAUAUUAAAUGCAUUUAAUUAAAACUGUUUAGAAUCCAUCUUAUAUAAUUAUCCUUCAGAAUCUAUUGAGCUGCCUUGCUGAACCGUAUAAAAACAAAGCUAUUUCAAACAAAACGAAACAGCAGCAGUAAAAGAGCACAGCAUACCCAGAUAAGGAAUAAGGACGGCUAGUUGUAUUCUGAACCUAAGGCCCUCUGAAUUUGCAGAGCCUUAGCCUGUCAACCCAAGCAUGAGUCAGGUGAAUAUUUCCUGGAAAGGUGGAUUAGGUGCCACCACUGAAAAGACUCUGUUUCAUAUUGCCACACACGGCAUAUCAGCAUCACGCCUGAGACUCUUAUCUACUCAGUUGCUCUCUUUGCUUUGCCAGCACGAGUGCAAUGAAAGACAGAAAGAUAGACCUGGAGAGGGGAGAGAUUCAUUCUGUUAAAGCUUCAACAAUAUUUUCAGAAACCUAGCAAGGGAGCCAGAGGUUACAAACAGGGGUAGUCAAUGUUGUGAACUGCAACUCCCAUCAUCCCUGAUUAUUGGCCAUACUGGGUAAGGCUGAUGGGAGUUGCAGUUCAAUGAUAUCUGGAAUGUUGACUACGGUACAACCUCCCAAAAAUAUUCUUUAGACUCUCAUGCCUAGAGUGCUGGACGGUGUGUGUGUGUGUGGUGGGGUGCUAGCUUGCUGGGAAUGCCUAACUUUCUAAUGCCUGCAAGCCACAAAAAUGCUGAACUUCAACACUUGCACUGGCUGAAGCUCUGUAGGCUUAAAUAAUAAUAAUAACAUCCCCACAGACUUUCUCCUGCCAAGAGCAGGACUGCCAGGUUCUGCGUUUGGCCAUUAUUAUUGCUUUGUUCAUAUACAUAAAAGCCGAGACAUGGUCUGGGACACAGUGGUAAAAUGCUGGGAGCUGGUUCAUACUUGGGCGGGGGGGGGGGGGGAGAGUGAAAAACAGACUGUUAAUAUUAAUGUACACUGGCAAGAAAGUUCUACUAAUUUUUCCAUGCAGGUGCAGACAUGGCUGUUCUUGCACCCAGCUUUGAUUCCACGCCAAUACAAGCUGUUGUUUGCUGGAAAAAGACAGUUGCUAGAAGGUGAUACUUUUGAGUCCUGAGAUUUCAAUUUUUUUAAAAAAAGCAAAGCACAGACUCAAGAAUCCCCCCUCUGGUCAAGCAGGAACAUGGCCUGGUUUCUUUCUUUAAUUAGUUAAAAAAAUAGUCAAUACUGUAUCUGCAAUUGCGGUUGCAGAUAACAACACUAAUUAGCAUCACCUUUCAACAACAAUAUCUAAUAAGUUAGCUUCAUUUAUUUAAGACAAGUCAAUGAUGAGAAAAAAUGUUUGAGUUCUGGCUUUAAUGGUCUGUUGGUGCAUCUAUUGCAGAGCAAGUCACAAUUAGGUGUUCUUGUCUCUGAAAAGCUUCGAGAAUACUACUAAUGACUGGUUGGACCUGGACUGCAUGGUCUCCUUGCAAUGGCAUAUGGAAGCAGUAUUUUACAUCAGUAGGCAAAGCUUGUUUUCUAAGCAUUUCACCACAACCAUGAGAACUAGACCCUUUAUUCUAUUUUAAAAACAUUCCUGAACUUUUCAGUAUUUCAGAUUCUGCAACAGCUUCCAUGAUAAAGCCCAGGUGCUUUCAGAAUAACAGCCAUUAAAAUAUCAGGGUUUUAUGAUAGCUUCCUUCCUAUAUUUAUUCUGCAGUGUAUCACCAUUCAAAUUGAAAAAUCAACAAUAGGACAAUAUUUUUCUUAGGACCAGAGAAAGUAGUAAACAAAUUUUCUGAUACUUCAGAACUCUUUAAAGCUUUUCAAUUAUUUUGUAAGUUGAAUUUCUCUGAAGAGCCAACACAACUCCCUUUACUUUUUGUCAUCCAGAUUGCUUUUUUUUAAUUUUUUGUACACAGCUAAUGACUAUGCACAAGUGUCUUACUUCAUUUAUUUAUGGAUGUUGGUAUUGAUAAUUAGAAGGCAUGAGGAGUGAUCUCUAUCCCUACAUAGUGACUGGUAAUUCAACAUAUAGAAGUCUGGAACAAGUUGUUUCAGGAGCAAUGCAUUAUGUGACCACAGCUGAUUUAGUUUGCUUUACCACACCACUCCAGAAUAAGUGAUUUAGGACUUUUAACAAACCUGUUCCUCUCUAUAAAGCACUUGACAUUUUCCAUUAAAAGGAUAAUUAACUUGAAAUUGGUGACAAGUGCAACAAUUGAAUGCACAUUAGAGUUAGUAUAUCUAUCAUCACUACUGGUUAUUCAGGAGGUGUAAGACAGAAGUUAGUAAGCAAGAUGAAUGAAAAAGGGAUUAGUAAUUUUGAAAGAUUUGUUAAAAUUUGUUUUUGGCUGGCUAUCUUCUUUUAUUGGGUAAGUUACUUUUAGUGGUAUAUUUAGGUUUUGUGUUGAAAUGCAGUGAUUUGAAUAGAAGCUGUAUAAUCUAUUACAUAACUUUUUUGUUGUUGAGUGAAACAUUCUUUGUGCUUACAAAUUGAAUUGUGUUUGUGUGCAAUCAGCUUCUGGUUUUGUUUUAGUUGUUCUACUGCUGUGCUUGCCAAUAAUUGUAUAGAUUUGUAACUGCUAUAGGUUAGAAGUCUUAAGAUGUCACUGUAAGGUUUCUGUGUAAAAAGUACUCUAGAUAAUUCUCUAGCAACCUUUCAAGUUGUACAGUGUUAAUGAACAUAGCCUCUUUUAACAAGUUAAAAUAGUUCUAUUAAAAUCUGCUUGGUCAUCCAGUGUUGUUUAACAAAAAUUAUACACUCCCAGUUUUUGAGAAAAUAAGGCUGUAAUCCUAACCCCAAUGAGUAAAACCCAUUGUGUUCAAUAGGACUGGGUUCUUAGUAGGCAUCAUUCUUCUUCUUUUUAUUUUUAUUAUAUUUAUUGCAUUUAUAUCUCACCAUUUUUCAAGGAGUUCAAAGUAGCAUACGUGGCUCUUCCCCAACUCAUUUAAUCCUCGUAACAACCCUGUGAGGUAGCUUAGUCUGAGAGGCGGUGACUAGACUAAGAUCACCCAGCGAGCUUCAUGGCAAACUGGAGAUUUGAACCCUGGUCUCCAAGGUCCUAGUCCAACAUUUUAACCACACUGGCUCCCCUUGUAUUGAGACAUAAUGAGAAAGUCAGACUUUCCUAUUGGCCUCCUUCCUAAAAAGAAGUGCUUAUGCAACACAAAACUUAAGAAAAAGGAUGAAUACAAAACUUACUGUAUUUCUAUUGAGAUAAAGAGGUGGUAUGGGUGAAAUGGAAAGGCAGUGCAAGUCCAGGCCCUCCAUGAUGCAACUUAGAACUGGUAAAAAAGCAAAGCCUGAGAGAGUACUGUACUGAUAUAAAUUAGCUUUUAUAUUCUACAUAGGAACAGCCAGCCCAUGCAGGAUGAUACACCAAGGCUUGAUCAUUUGCAAUCAGAUUUACAAUGGGGAAAUUAAAGCAGUCCUUAAUGCAGAGACUAGGGGGCAAUUUAACAAGUUACACAAUGCUUGUUUGUCAUUUUUUAAAUUAUUACUAUAAACUGUGUGACUAAUAUGCAUGUUUCCUCAAGAGUAAGCUUUCACAGCUUCUUUUAUUGACUCUUAACAUUCUAGGUCUCUGGAGUUGUGUUAAUGUGCAUUGGAGUAUCUGUUCAGGUGAAGCUCCGUGAUAUCUAUGUAGUGAUAAAUGAUGCUGCUUCAGAAGUCCCUGUGAUCAUAACAGUUAUUGGCACACUUGUCGUCCUUUCGUCAGCCUUUGGGAAAGUUGCUCUACUAAAACACAGUCCUAACUUGAUCAAAUUGGUAAGUAAUGAUACCCAGAUUUCUAAGUCAGAUCCAAAGCAUGAGUAGGCCUUUAAAUUUAGCUGAAUCUUAACCUCUACCCUUCUGAAGGCACAGAGGAGGGCUGGGUCAAGAGAUGCCAUAGUGUAAUUGAUUUUCUUUUUUUAAGUUGCAGUGCUUUCUUAUCUGGGUUGUGUAAUUCAAUGGGGAGGUGCGCUUAGGUCUCUCACCCAUUCUUUUAAUUCCUUGUAAUACCCACAGGAAGAACUAUGCUAGGCAACCGUCCUGACAACCACAAAUAAUAAAUGUAUUGUUGCCUAAGCAUAAGAAAUAGGCAAGAAAUAAACUAGUAAUCUUGCACAAUUGAUUUCCCCACCCUCACUCAAAACAGAUUAGGUUCAGAGCAAACGGUAUAAUGACCCGUCUUUAGAGCAAGUAAAAACCUUCUGAAGACCAUAGGCCAUGUACAGUGGUACCUCGGGUUAAGUACUUAAUUCGUUCCGGAGGUCCGUUCUUAACCUGAAACUGUUCUUAACCUGAAGCACCACUUUAGCUAAUGGGCCUCCUGCUGUUGCUGCGCUGCCGGAGCACGAUUUCUGUUCUCAUCCUGAAACAAAGUUCUUAACCUGAAGCACUAUUUCUGGGUUAGCGGAGUCUGUAACCUGAAGCAUAUGUAACCUGAAGCAUAUGUAACCCGAUGUACCAUUGUACACAUUAGCCACUAUUCUGCCUCUAUUGUAUUCCCAUUCCUGGCUUGCGUGUACACACCACAUUACCCACAAUGCAGAGCUAUCCUAUGGUUUAUUGAGGAAAAACUGCUGUUUGAUGUGAUUUCCCUCAAACCAGCUUCAAUCCAAAAGGCAAUUAAACCACAUUCCAUUCGCAGACAAGCUGAGGUGUGUAACUUUGAGACAUCCAUUGCAAAUUCACAGAUGGCAGCGUGUGUGCGGAUGACAACUUCAUGAAUGGGAAUUGGAGGGGGUACCAAACAGGUAUCCCUGCCACCUCUCUGGUGUACUUAGCAAUGUGCAAAUGCAUUGUGUUUUAAGCCGCUCAUGUGUACAUAUCUUAUAUGAAGGAGUUUUUGAGUAUACUUCGUGAUAAGUAAAAAAAUCCUCCCUAUGUAGGUAACUGUUCUUCAUCUCAAACCCUGUUCUCUUGUUCAGCUGGGAAAACUACUCCAUCCGAGUGUGUGCCUGUUGGCUUUUAAUACUGAACACAUGCCCCAAAAUAUGUUGUUUUAGAAGUGAACAUAUAAACAGUGGUAUACACUUUAACCACAGCAGGUUAAUUUACCAUGUAUGGACCUGAAGACUGAACUUGGAUAUGAUCAGCCAUUUGAUUUUGACUAUUCCUAAGUGUGACUUCAUCUCUUAAUCUAUAUUGGUGCCAGUGAUAAUGGACAAAAUGUUGAAUUUGGCUCUGUAGGCAUCAUACAAUCAACUUGGCAUCUCAGAUAAAUUAAAAUUAGACUAGGGGAUGUGGGAGACCUGGGUAGGUAAAUAAGAAAAAAAUGAGGGCACCAAUGCAAUUUUCUGCAAGUAUUUUUUUUAAAAAACCACUUAGCACAAUCCUGAUGUUUGUUGUUGUUGUUAAGAAAAUGACCUUUAAGCUGAAAGCAACUCUUUGUUUCUAGUUCAUAGGCAUUUUGUUGGCACUGUUGGUACUUGAAAUCACAGCUGGUGCUGCCGCCUACACUUACAGACAUAAGGUAAGUUUUGUGCUAAAACAAGGCACCACCUUAAAUAGCUUUUGGGUGAUGUUGGAAAGAUGUAGAACUAGAGUCUUACCUAAAGUCAAUAUUCUCAAAGAGAAGUGGGCAAUUGCAGUAAGUGGGAUGGGCACAUACUUUAUUAUUUCAAACCGAUGCAUUACACUCCUGUGCUUAUCACCUUCCACAGCAAGGAGGUAUUUCUUUCCUUCUCUGUCCCCCUCCAAUAAAACAAAAACCUUUUAAAAUAAAUGUUCCCAAUCCAAAGCUUGUGCUUGCAGCCUCGGCUCUGUAUACCUGAAGGAGCGUCUCCACCCCCAGCUUUCAACCCGGACACUGAGGUCCACCUCCAAGGGCCUCCUGGCAGUUCCCUCACUGUGAGAAGUGAGGUUACAGGGAACCAGGCAGAGGGCCUUCUCAGUAGUGGUGCCCUCCCUGUGGAAUGCCCUCCCAUCAGAUGUCAACUAUACAACCUUUAGAAGACAUCUGGAGGCAGCCCUGUAUAGGGAAGUUUUUGAUGUUUAAUGUUUUAUUAAGUUUUUGUAUUUGCUGGAAGCUGCCCAAAGGAGCAACCCAGUCAGAUGGGUGAGGUACAAAUAAUAAAAUUAUUAUUAUUAUUAUUAUUAUUAUUAUUACUGCUGAAUUGUCCCCUCAGUCACAUAGCCUACCUGCCCAUGUGUCUUACUUUUGGGCAGCAGGUUUAGAAGACUACUCCAACCUGAAUUUGCCAAUAUGUGAUUGAAUCCCACCUGCAAAAUAGCCUGAAAACCAGCUGUGGUCUACUAAUUCAUGUAACUGGAACAGGCCUGUUGUUCAAAACUGGUGUGGAAUGAAGAGAUCUUUCCAGUCCUGAAGCCCAUGUUCUCAGUCUGAAGCACAUACUAUUUGCCUCAGUUGAUAGAAGUAGAAUUGAAUCUGGUGGGGCAAGUCUUCCCUGGUUAUCCUCUAUACUAGUUGGUCUCUACCUACAGGAGGCCUUCCAGUUAUUCCUCUAAUUUAAGAGGGUAGUCCUGAUGUGGUUCUUUUAUAUUUGCUUUAUAAAUGCUUCAUAACAUAUCAUUCCAUUUUUAAUUAAAUCUUCAGCACUGAAUUGAGUUUUUCUUGGGAUAUUUAACUGUGUGUAAGCUUUUAACUGCCUACCAUGUGCUCAAUAAAUAUAGAAUAGAAAGGCUGAGGGAGAAAGUAUGAAAAUAAUUUGUCUUGGCUACAUUUCCCAAUUGGUAAGGUGGACAGACCUCAGAAAGCAAAUGAGUUAAACCAGAAGCCUUGCAAGAAACAUUAGUGCCAGUCAUGUCUUCAUAGGGUUUGCCGCUAAACUGAAACACCAGAGAGAAAAUAGGGAAACACUUCGGCACAAUGUUAGACUAUACCACAGAUGGUCCCCAUUUUUUCUCCAGAGCUAGUGUAAGAAGUGCUUCCUUAACCAAAAUAUGUAAAUGGAUUUCCAUUCCUGCUUCUGCCUUGAGUGAGACCCUAUGUGUUGCAAGUAGAUGUACAAAAGGGGUGUUAGCUUGGAAGCAGUAAAGUAGUAUGCAGUCUAGGAAUUAUGCUUGGAACUUUGUAACUUGUUAAUGAUCCACCUGUUGAAUGUGCCAGUGUCUCUCAGAUGUUUGAAUUCCCCUUUCUCUUCCUUACCUGCUACACAGAAAAGAUAAUAUUGUGUAGUCCUAAUUUAAGUGAUUAUUUUAGAUGGAUCCUUCUAGCGUACAAAAUGCUGUUCUUGCCUAAACUUUCACGGGCAGAAUUGUGGGAGCCAAGCUAAGUGGAGGGAAAGGGCCCACUCAGUAAGAGUCCAAUUGAUUGAUUAAGACACAACUUCCAUUUGUGUGCUUGAAGUCCUUUCCUUUCAUAAAAAGAAAUGGUUCUCCUUAGCUCUACCCCCCCUCCAUGCAAAUUAUUUUCUCCUGCCUUUGGAAAACCCUGUGUGUGUUAAUGCAGUUGCAUCAGACUUUGUUGAGCGAUACCUUGAAGACAUUGGACAAAUAUAAUGAAGAAGUGCAGAUCACCAAAGGUGUGGACUCUUUACAGACAGAGGUAAGCAAACUUUCUUUUCAAUUAUAAAGAGCAGAGAACUAAUGGUGAAGCCCAGUAUUCUGGUAACAUUUAAGAAGCUCAAGCGUGAAUAACAAUAUAUUUUUUCAGUCUUUCUAUGCUGCCAUCUAAAGGCUAUUGGAUUAGACCAGAAAACCCACUGGUUCUGGAAAGAAAAAGGAAGAAUCCCUCUAAGUCAAGGAGGCGCAACUUUGAAGAUGGCAUGAUAAAAUGAUUGCUUUUUGAGAUUUUCUGUCCCACCAUUUUCUUUGGUUGAAAAAGACUUUGUAGGGCUUAAAAUAAAACCCUUGCAAAACCUGUCUGACAAUGGGAAUAAAAUAAUUUAGUGUUCACCCUAUGGCUGUGACAAAUUGUCAUAGCGCCUUCAGAUUACCUGUUUAGCAGAAUAGCAUAUUAGUAUAAGUAGAAUCUUUUUUCAUACUUUUUGUUGUUGUCAAGAAGAGUUGUUAGGCUUUCAUCAACAACCACACUAUCUGUUCCACUGCUUACCAACCUAAAUUCCUUUCCCUUCCACUCUAGUUCCAAUGCUGUGGUGCAGAGAACUAUACCGAUUGGCUGAACACAACAUUUGGAUCUCUCUCUUCAUCUGUCCCAAUAAGCUGUUGCAGAGUACCUGUGGAAAACUGCAUCACAGAUCUAAGCAAAAACACAGCAGGCAUUAACCAGCAGGUAAACGUCAUAGUGUCAUGUCGGGGAACCAGCCCACCAGGUGCGGAGGAAAAUAACGAAGAGUCAUGGGUGAAGGUUUAAGCAAGGAGUGAGCUCUGUCCCCCAGCAGCCUUGCAUGUUUAUUAGCCUUGCGCACAUUACAUCAUGUUGCAUAUACACGUGUAGCACUCGGGUGGAAAACAGCUAGGGUUUGCAUUUCUCAGAAUAACUAUUCUCUACCAGGACAUAACUCCAGACAGCAUGACAGCCGCAUAAGCUUUGCGGUUAGGCAGCUUGUCAGUGACCUCGGCGGUGGGGGAACAAGUCAGCAGAUGCUUCCUCUUGCACAAUCUUGCACAAGGGUGCUGUUUUUCUAUUGCACCCCCACAGUGUCAAAAACCACAUCUUGCAUGUCUUGUCUCUUAAGGGAAAUGUGUGUUUGAAACUAAUAUCCUUCAAAGUGGGCAACCAGUUAGGGAUGUGCUAGCAAAUAAAUGGGCUAGAGCCAGGCGAAAACCAGAGUGCAAGUCUCCCUCUAAAGUCAACCAAACACAGAUUAGUGCACAUAAUCAUGUCUACCAAGUGGCAGUGUGGUCCGUGAUAUGGGCACAUUUUGCAGCCAGCAUUGCAGCCUCCAGUAGCCAACCAGCAGAGUUAUUUAAGGUGGUCCAGAGAUUGCUGAUUCCCAUUGUGGAGGAAGGACCCGCUGGAGCCUUUGAGGGCCUGCUGUGAACAACUGGCUGUACAUUGUGAGGAUAAAGUCACCCUACUUCUGAAUUAACUUGACUCUGCAGCUUCAGUGGAAGCAUCCAAUUCUAUAGUCUGUGACAUGUUGUGGAACUGAUUUCAGAUUAUGUGACCUGAUGAUGUGGACAUCUGUAUAGGGAGGUUUUUUAAGGUUUAAUGUUUUAGUAAGGUAUUUAUAUAAGCUCAAAGCAACCCAGAGUGGCUGGAGCAACCCAAACAGAUGAGCAGGGUACAAAUAAUAAAUUGUUAUUAUUUGCUUGUGGCUAUAUGCCCAACCAUGUGUCCUCUUGACCCCCCCCCCCCGACUAAGGCAUAGUCGAGUGUAACAUUGGGAGUGUGUUUUUUGUCUCCCUUGGAGUUCUGCUACAGAGGACUACAGGGCGCUAUUUUAUUCCCAGUGCUAUAACAAUCUAUAUGGAGCUGUUGAGAGUGAAAUUAGGAGAUUUGGGGCAAGAUGCCAUCAGUAUGCUGAUGUCAUUCAUCUAUGUCUCCAUAAAAUCUGAACUGGGAGAGGCCUUGUGAGCCCCAGACUGGUGCCUAGAUGUAGUGGUGGACCAGAUAAGGGAAAAUAAACUCUGUCUUAGCAAGAUAGAGGUGCUCUGAGUGAGUGGUUCCCGCCUCUGAGAAAUUGGCCAAUUCCCAUCUCUAGGUACUCCCUCUGAAGGAGCAGACUUGCAUUCUGGGGGUGAUUUUGGAGUCAGCUGUGUGUCUGGAGGCCUAGGUAGGAGCACAUUUUUUCAACUCUGUGUGGCAGCUGCAGCUGCUCCUGGACUGGUAUAGCUUAACCAGAAGUAGUCCAAGCACAUGUAAAUACUGAAUUACUGCAAUGAACUUGAUGUGUUGUUCCUGUUGUGCUUGGUCUAGAAACUAGAAUGAUGAAGCACAAUUGCUGACAGGAGGGAGACCUUAUCAGCAUAUAACACCUGCACUGAGAUCUGCACUGGCUGCCAGUUUACCAGGCCAAAUUUAAGGUGUCACUAUUACUAUAUAAAACCCUUAACAGCUUGGGACCAGUUUACUUAAAGGAUCGCAAUAUAUACCCACUCUACCAUUUCAGCCUACGGAACUUGCAUUUUUACAGGUGCAACAUAAUUUCCAUUCAGCACUUGCAAGCAAAUGAUCCUUCAAUGCGGCAGUAUGUGUUUUAAAAUAGCCGAUUUUAUAUUUUGACAAUUUAUUUCUAAGGUUUGCUUUCACUGGUAUUUUAAAAUGAGUGUUUUAGAUUGCUGUUUGUAAAUCACAAGCAGUGUGUACAUUUUGUUAAAUGAAAUGAGUAAAUAGAGUGCACAUUUUACAUUGGUGCAUCUGAACAGGAAGAGCUGUUGCACGUACAGAGAACACAUUAAAUCGUCUGUCUCUUAAUGUAGCUGUCUAUAAGGUGUACACCCCACCACACACACCAGAGUGAGCCCAACCAAAUUUGGUGUGACAUCUUAUUUCUCAGUGUGACCAGCACAUCUUGGAAUACUUAAUAUGCAGGAAAAACAUCAGGCUACCACCCUCAUCCUUUAGAUCUGUCCUGAGUUCUAAGUUGAUGGGGAACGUUUGGAAUUCCAACACUUUGGUUUGGUGUUCAGAUACGACGAAGCAAAACUCCAUGUACUGUUAUGAAUGGGAAAAGAAACCAAUCCUAUUUACCUAAAUAGCAGGAUGUUCAGUGGUGUACCCCUGCACAAGGUUUGUCUCCUUGUGAUGAGAGAGUACGCACUAGGGACUUCCAUUGUAUUCCUGUAACAUUAAUGCAAGCAUAGUGCACUGAAGCUAGCAGUACAAUCACUAAUCAUGUAGGAGUUUCCUGAAACUCCCACUGAACUCCCAGUGAUCUUACUCUGCCCAGAUUCUAAAUGCUGAUGCUGAAGAACUUAUACUCCCAUCUUCCAGACAGGAAGGAGGUUGCCCAUUCAGGGAAGCAUGGCUCACGUAAAGGAAAUAUCUGCUGAUAAUCUCUCACCAUUAGCCAUUUCUGGGCUGGUUCAUUUUAAAGUGACUUCUUUGCUAAGGCUUUCUUCGCAUGCCAGGUUUAAGUUUCUGUUGCAGUAACUUUUGGAUUUCACCGAGUGUUUGAAAAUCACAAACUGAUUUGGGACUUUGGUCCCAGCACUCUUGGUAGCAGCCUCCAGAAGUGCUCUUAAAUGAAGGACCAGGUUAGGAAUGUGGCAUGGUUGGGCUCUCCAGAUAAAAACUUCUAAAAGACAAUGAUCUACAUUGUUUUAGACUGCAUAUAUAGUUGUGUCUAAGCCCUGAUCUGGUGCUUGAUAAAUGAGUCUUAAUGUUGCAAAACCUCCAGACCUUCCAAGCUGGCUUGGACAUUGCAUUCCACCUUGAUUCUUUUUCGUGAAGAGGGGGAGGCAUUAAUUCAUUUGUAGCUAGAGGUUCUCGUUCUUGUUGUUUAACCCUUGGAGGCUUCCCCAUCUGUUUCCCAUGCAACGAAAAGCAAUGACUGCUGACUUUCCCAUCUAUCAACCAUUUUGGGGAGGAGGGUAGAGGAGAUCAGCUUUUUUGCCUCUUGUGAUGGUCCCCUUACCUACUGCCUUUAGGAAGAUAUGGGGAUAUGAUUUAGCUAACACUGGCGGGAGUUGGGAGUCGAGGAAUGGUGCCUUUGGAUUUAAUGGGCGUCACUACUUUCUCUCAUAAUUUGACAGCAGGAAUAAAAAGAACUGGAGCCUCUGAAGACUCUCUCUCUCCCUCUCUCCGUGUGUGUGUGUGUGUGUGUGUGUGUGUGUGUGUGUGAAUCUUAAUCACAAUGUGAAACUUAGAUUUUCAUUUAUUUAAAAAGCUCUGCCUUUGAUUUUGAAGGUGCCCCUUGCAGCAAUUAAAAUAUCAGGUUUUUCUCUUUCUUUCUCCAGGGGUGUGUUCUAAAACUGAAUAAUUGGGUUGAAGAGCACAUUGCUAUGCUUGGAGGGGUUGGGAUUUUUGCUGGAGUUGCACAGGUAAGCAUGAAGUGUUAAACUGAAGUGUUAGACUGGUCUAUCAAGUAGAUCUAGAUUUAAAUACUAUAGAUGGGUGCUAUUUGAUGUUGAUGUUGACAAAUGUGAGAGCCAGGCUUUUGAAAUUUAGAAAUAAGGACCAGCCAGAUGCAUUUGGGUUUUCUAAAAAUGUUUUUUUCUAAUGUAAGGUGACAAUCCUUAUAAUUCACAUUGGAAGCAGUGAGCCAAGUGGUUGCCCCAGUGUAUAUAUAAAAAUAUAUCUAGAGCAAAAUAGUUCUGAUUACUGUCUAGCUAUUGUGUCUUCCUUCUUUGUGUUUUAAGUACCCAAAUACCCAAUCCUAAAAUUUCUGUAUGUUCUGUGCUUUCUUUCUAGCUAUUUGGGAUUCCAUUUUGCUAUCUGCUGCUGAGAACGCUAAGAGAAAAUUAUGAACAUAUUGAAUAAGUUUCAAGAAGCUGAUGUGAAUUCUGCAGUUGGGAUUGGAAGAAAACAUUUAACAGUGCUGCACUUUUGGGGGUCCUGCUUGUUGUGUAGUGCAUAAAUAAAAUACUUGCAUCACUCCA
Molecule: messenger RNA, 19686 nt
Organism: Podarcis lilfordi (Lilford's wall lizard)
Lineage: Eukaryota; Metazoa; Chordata; Lepidosauria; Squamata; Lacertidae
Source: the annotation of a GenBank genome assembly